AUGGCCGCCGUUGCUACCCGUGCCCUCGCCUCCGCGCCGGUUGCCCUCGAGGCUACCCGCCAACGCCUUGUCGCCGGCAAGGCUCUGCGCUACGCUGUCCCUGCCGUCACUGCUGUGCGCGGUCAGAGGCUCGUUGCUCGUGCAAGCCUUGAGAAGCCCACUCGCCAGACCUACUUCGCCUCCCCCCAGUCCCUGAGCUACCUCGAUGGGACCCUCCCCGGCGACUUCGGCUUCGACCCCCUUGGCCUGUCCGACCCUGAGGGUGCUGGCAACUUUAUCGACCCCAAGUGGCUCACCUAUGGCGAGCUGAUCAACGGCCGCUGGGCUAUGCUCGGUGUUGCCGGCAUGAUCGCUCCCGAGAUCCUCGGCAGCUACGGCAUUGGCCCCAAGAUUGUGUGGUUCCAGUCCGGCGUGAUCCCUCCUCUUGGCGGCUACGAGUACUGGGCCGAUCCCUAUGCUCUGUUCGUCCUCGAGAUCGUCCUCAUCGGCUUCGCCGAGCACAGAAGAGCUCAGGACUACUACAAGCCCGGCUAUGGCUCCAAGCAGUACCUGCUGGGUCUUGAGAAGGUGCUCGGCGGCUCCGGCGACCCCAUCUACCCCGGUGGCCCGUUCUUCAACUUCGCUGGCCUGGGCAAGACCGAGGCUGAGAUGCACACCUACAAGACCAAGGAGGUCAGGAACUCCCGCCUUGCCAUGCUCGCUGCCCUCGGCUUCUUCUUCCAGGCGUGGAUCACCGGCGUGGGCCCGUACCAGAACCUGCUCGACCACUUGGCCGACCCCCCGCCUCCAUUGCGCCAUCGCAGCCUGCCAGGCGACUACGGAUUCGAUCCGCUCGGCCUGUCGGACCCGGAGGGGGCGGGCGCGUUCGUGUCGCCGCGAUGGCUGGCGUACGCGGAGGUGGUGCACGCGCGCUGGGCCAUGCUGGGCGCACUGGGGAUGAUCGCGCCGGAGAUGCUGGGCGAUGUGGGCGUCAUCCCCGCGCGCACGGGCGUCGAGUGGUUCCGCUCGGGCGUCAUUCCGCCGAUCGGCGCGUUCGACUACUGGGCUGACCCUUACACGCUCUUCGUGGCGCAGGCGGCGCUGCUGGCAUUUGCGGAGCACCGACGCGCGCAGGAUUACUACGCUCAUGCCACGCCGUCCUCCUUCCAUCUCGUGCCGCGCGCCCUGGCAGCGCCAGGCUACGGCGCGACGACCCCGUUCUUCGGCCUCGAGCGGCUGCUGGGCGGCUCCAAGCGCCCCGCGUAUCCCGGCGGGCCGUUCUUCAACUUCGCGCGGCUCGGGCGCUCCAAGGCGGAGAUGCGCGCGCUGCGCACGGCGGAGUUGAAGCACGGGCGCGUGGCGAUGGCGGCGUGCGCGGGGUGCUUCGCGCAGGCGGUGGUGACGGGGAGCGGGCCGUGGCGCAACGUGGUGGAGCACGUGGCGGACCCCGCGGGGAACAACCUGCUGGCGCUCGUGGGGCUGCUGUGA
Molecule: messenger RNA, 1467 nt
Organism: Closterium sp. NIES-65
Lineage: Eukaryota; Viridiplantae; Streptophyta; Zygnematophyceae; Desmidiales; Closteriaceae
Source: the annotation of a GenBank genome assembly